CAGAUAGGGAACAUCCGCCAGCAGGUCAUCCUUUCAGGGUGUAGCUAUCCGUACCUCCCUAUUAUCUCCAGCUCUGGCGAAGGCGUAGUGCGCUUUGUUUUAUCUCUUGCUCUGGGGAUAUUUUUUUUUUCUUUUUUAUCCUCUAAAAAAUAGACAAAACAAAAUACUGUUGCUUGCCACGAAGGGACCUUCGUACGGAGGAGUUUCACACGGAUCAGUCCCUCGGACGACCUUCUUCCCGUUUGCCGCUCGGCGUCGGAUCUCCCACAAGAUGUUCUUGUCCAGCCGGGGAUGGAGAAGAGCAGCAGCCACGGCGGUGGCUCUGCUGAGCAGAUCAACAUUUGCUCAGACCUGGUCGGCAUGCAACCCAUUAACAUCAACAAGUUGCCCGGCCGACACGGCACUGGGCAUGACGAUACACGUCGACUUCACCGAGGGGGAGGUCAACUCCUUCGUCCCUAGCGGGGGGGUGCCGACCUACGACGAGGACGGCGUCAGCUUCACGGUCGCCUCUUCCGGCGACGCGCCGCAGCUGACGAGCAUCUUCUACAUCAUGUUCGGCCGCGUCGAGGUGACCAUGAAGGCCGCCCCCGGCGCCGGCAUCGUCAGCUCCCUCGUGCUGCUCUCCGACGCCCUCGACGAGAUCGACAUGGAGUGGCUGGGCGCCGACUCGACCGAGGUCCAGACCAACUACUUCAGCAAGGGCCAGACCACCACCUACAACCGCGGCCAGUUCAACCCGGCCCCGAACAACCAGGCCGAGUUCGUCACCUACACCAUCGACUGGACCGCCGACCGCAUCGCCUGGUACGUCGGCGGCACCCUCGUCCGCACCCUCACCUUCGACGAGGCCAACGGCGAGUACCCGCAGACGCCGAUGCAGGUCAAGUUCGGCGCCUGGUCCGGCGGCGACCCGUCCAACCCGCCCGGCACCAUCGAGUGGGCCCGCGGCCCGACCGACUACUCCCAGGGGCCCUUCUCCAUGGUCGUCCGCUCCGCCGUCGUGACCGACUACUCCACCGGCAAGCGCUACACCUACGGCGACCAGUCGGGCACCUGGCAGUCCAUCCGCUCCGACGGCGGCGAGAUCAACGGCAACCUGGGCGCCGCCGGCACCGUCUCCGUCACCGCCAGCGCCCCCGCCGCCACCGACUCCCUCUCCCCCACCAUCCCGCCCGGCGGCAUCAUCGGCGGCGGCACCGCCACCGCCACCGACGGGAGCACCGGCCCCUCCCGCACCGUCGGCCCCAUCCCGGACGGCUGGGUCAUGACAUCCGAGGGCAAGGUCGUGCCCAUUGGGUCGAGCACUACACUCCCCGGAGCACAACCGUCCUCCUCCCUCUCGCGGGAGCUCUCUGCUUCGCCCUCAACGGCGGGCUCCGGCGGCGGUGAGACCACCACCCUCGCCACGAGCACACUAUCGACCCUUGGCGGCGCGAGGGCGCCGACUGACGCGCCCCCUGAGAGCAGCGCAUCGACCGCGAGACGAGGCGGACUUCUGCUUGGACUCCUCGUCCUCGCCGCGUCCGCGUUGCUUUGCUGGUAGCGGCUGCUGCUACUUUGCCUCUUUUCCUCUGAAACAAUGGGUGGGCUCUUUUUUUUGCCUGUAUUUUUUUCUUCUUUUUUUAGCGUAUCGGGAGCAUAGUUGGAUAGAGACCAGGGUGCAUUUGACGGCGUUGCGGGGCAUUCACGGCAGCAAUACUUCAUUUGACAGUGGGCAUAGAGAGAGCGGAAUUCUCAGGCAACUUGAUAGGGUAGGCAAACUGUUCGAGCUCGGAAAUACUUGUGCGCAGUACUUCAUACCGAUGUACGUCAUCUAGUGGAUGAGCAUUUCGGAUGGCGGUCUUGAUUCAAGACUCCAUAAGCACAAACAACCACAGACGAUCGCAGAGUUAGAUGCAAUGACAGUUCAUCGGCUC
Molecule: messenger RNA, 1919 nt
Organism: Thermothelomyces thermophilus ATCC 42464
Lineage: Eukaryota; Fungi; Ascomycota; Sordariomycetes; Sordariales; Chaetomiaceae
Product: glycoside hydrolase family 16 protein
Exons: 3
Coding region: 272-1546 (424 amino acids)
Biological process (GO): carbohydrate metabolic process; fungal-type cell wall organization
Cellular component (GO): fungal-type cell wall
Molecular function (GO): glycosyltransferase activity; hydrolase activity, hydrolyzing O-glycosyl compounds
Source: RefSeq, a predicted model, not a curated record